AAUUGCUGUUAAUAUGUUUUAGACCGUUGCACCAAGUUCCAUAUUCGUUUUACAAUACAAAAUGGGUUCCCGUGAUAGAGAAAGCAGGAGCUUCCCAGACCGUUUAAAAGAAUUAUUCAAAAGAAAAGCCCAUUUAGGUAAUCACAGCUGCAAACAAGAAUACACCUUGACGCAGGAAUGUUUAAGAGACCUGAGCAAAGAGUCUCCCUUGGCGACUCGUCUCAAAAUUCUCAGAGAGAUAUCACCGACCGUUGAAAAACAAAAAUUGGCAGAUAAUGUUGUGGAAAAAAUCUGGACUGCCAUUGAAGAUCUUGUGAUUGAUAAUGCUACCGAGACCCGGCAUUCUGUAUUCGGAUUCAUGAACGCGCUUGUAAAAGGUCAAAGUGAACGACUUAAUAUUAUGAGAGCUCAGUUUUUCAGGCUCAUUAAACAUCACGAACAUCCCGAAGAUAUUGCCCAGAGAUUAGAUCUUCUUAUCUCCUUAACCUGCAAUGGCAAAAUAAUACUUUUUUUCGAAGAAGAAAUCGGCCGCUUUCUGUUAAAUUGGUUGCCGGAAAUACUGCAAGCCGGAAGAAUUGAGGAAUAUUUAGGCAUGAUGGACAAUGUUAUCAGAUUCAACGCAGCUUAUAUAGACGAAGAAGUUAUGAACGGAUUUAUCCAGCACCUUUACUUUCUGUGUGGCCCGCCAAACAGAUCCACCACGAUUAAUUUGUGCCUGCAAAUUAUGUCAACUAUAGUCGCUUAUAGUAACAUGUCGCCCGACGCUUUACCCAAGUUUAUAGCGGCCCUGUGCCGUACUGUAGUGGUUGAGAAAUACUGUCAAAACAGCUGGCAGAUUAUGAAAAACUUAUUGGGCACGCAUUUGGGGCAUUCUACUAUAUACACCAUGUGUCGCAUUUUGCAAGAGUCUGCACUUAAAUUCCACAUAGACUUAUUGCGCGGGUCCAUAUUUUUUACCAGGAUGGGCCUUUGGACCAUUGAGCCAUUGCCUAAUUUACGAUGCCCGCCUAGUUCCGUAUUGCCGUCUUUUUUACAGGCCAUUAAGCAAAGCAGACAUGCCGCUGUGGCGUACGAGGUAAUCCUGGCCAUACAACAGCUGAUAAAUCGUUGCGGUCUGGAGCUAAUGGAUUCGUCCUGGUCCGUGAUCGUGGAAACAUUGUCAACGAUCAACGAUAUAUCACGCAUAGAGCUGGCUAAUCCUAAGAUUCCGAUAAAACCGAUUUUGUGCGACACUUUGAAUAUGAUUGAAAAUUUUAUCGACUCGGGGCGUUACAACGGGUCUUUGAAAAGUUACUACAGACUCGUCGAGGGGUGCGCCUCCGACAGGCCCGACGACAGCAUCUUAAGACUGCUCGCUUACCAAGUGCAUCGUAUGAACCCGACGGAACAUACGUGGAUAGCGAAUUUAAGUAGUUUGCUCUCGAAACAUUUUAGAGCGGACAUGCGCACAGUUAUUCGCCUAAAAGCUUUAGAAAUAGUGGACGACGUGUUGCGAUUGAACCGGCAAGAAUACGAAGACGAGCUAAUUGAAAAAAUCGUUAUACCUCACUUGUCCCCGGUCGUCUCCGACCGAGAUAUUCUAAUACGAAGUUCCGUCAUAAAACUUUUGGUAGAUUUGUGUUUGUUGUCCGAAUCGAAGAGGUGCUUGGAAUUGCUCGAUAUCUUGGAAAAAUUUUUAUUUUACUCGUUCGAGAAUGAACGUCGCGAUGUCUCGAACGAGCAAGAUUUCUCGGACGUAAAGUGUUUGGUGACUGGUUUGAUUGACGUCUUCGUUCACAAAAUCCACACGCUUCCCUCGUCGCACGCCGUCAAAAUUUACAGGCUGCUGGUUUCGUUCUUGGAGAAACACUACGAGAAGCCCAAAGUUUUCGAAAAUUGCCGUCAACUCAGAUUUGCGAUAUUUGAAUGCUUUUUGAAGAUGAGAGCCGACGCUUUAUACCAUUUGGGCUACCCAAAUGGGAACCGUCUGAUUUUUAGUUCGUAUUUAUGCGUGGUGUACAAAAGUAACGACAAGGUUCCACUGGGGUCGCCCCCGCCCCAGCCUUCCACAGUCGCCCAACCUCCUUGCGUGGUUACGUACGUCCCGCUUAGGAGAGCGUUCAAACUAUUCAUAACUUGCUUGAAAUACGAGAAGGACUGGGAAGUGUUGAACAUGGUGUUGAGUGGAAUGACGAAAGGACUGCAAAAUAAAUCCCUAAUCCUGGGCAAAGGCAAUAACGAGCUCGAUUUGUUGGUGGACGUUCUUUGCCAAAUGCUUUCGGACCGAUCGAUGAAUUUGCCGGAAACGCUCAAUGCGAAAGUAUCCAAACCCGAUUUUCAUUCCGCCGUUCUGAUGGUCUUGGUUAAUCUGACCUCUUACCAUUCUCACUUGGACCAAAUACAUCAGCAAAAACUGAUUAGGAGCCUAAUGAAAUGUAUGCAAGGGGGACCUCGUACAUCGAAACAAUGUAUGUCGGCGCUGACGAUCUGCACGCUCGAGAUGAAAGACAUAAUGGUCAAAACGUUGCCCGAAGUGUUGCUUACGUUGUCGAAAAUAUCAGCGACGGUACAUAUUGCGGUACCCAUAUUGGAAUUUCUUUCAACUCUGACGCAACUCCAAAUGAUCUACACGAACUUCGUAGCUGAUCAGUAUAUGGCGGUGUUCGCCAUUUCUCUGCCAUAUACUAAUCCGUUCAAGUACAAUCACUACAUUGUUUCUCUCGCCUAUCACGUGAUUGCCGUGUGGUUCUUGAAGUGUCGCCUGCCUUUUAGGAGAGAUUUCGUUCGUUUCAUCACAAGCGGACUUCAAGCCAACUUACUCCCCUUCGACGACACUUACCUCAAAAUGGACACCAACGCGCUUAAUCAGGACAGUUCGGACCGGAAAAGGAGUUCCAGUUUAACGGAACAAGGGUCCAGACACAGGGACUCCCUUUCCGUCAGACUCGAUAACAAAGCUUCGGUGAUAAGAAGGCAACCUCCCAAUAAAUCUUUGGUUACAUUUUACGAAGAACUGACGGAGACGUGCAUCGAUCUGAUGGCUCGAUACGCGUUCAGUCCUUGCAGCGCCCUCCCAAAACGGUUGCCCAGUGCGGAAUUUCUUUUGAACGGCGGUCAAUCCAUGUGUUGGAUAGUCGGAAAUAGGCUGGUCACCAUAACUACUAGCGGGUGCUCUCAGAAAGUGUUGAAGCAGGGCCUCUGCGACAAAUGUUGGGGCAUGUGCAGCGCCAAAAGCGAGAAAAGAGUGUUAGUGGCAGAGAGCAGCGGUAGUUCAGAGACAAGCAGACAAAACUCCAACGAAAAGUCGAGCAAUUCAAUCAACUCGCCCCAAGAGGAGCCGGCGUCGAGGGUUGGCGCGGAAGCGGUCGCGAAAAAGCUCCACCAAGCGGCCAAAUUUCCAGACGCCAAGCACGAAAGGUACGGGUGCGCCUGCUGGUGUCAGGGAUGGGCGGAAGUGUAUAUCAGGAGACCGACGGGAGACAUGUCUUGGGUCAUGCGAAUCCAAAACGAGAUUUCCUACACGCACGCCAAUUACGAAUUUCCCUUGAACGAAAUAUCAACCCUUUACAUGUCCUCGCUGCAGACCGAGUCCUCUAGGCCUCGGUUAUGUCGCCAGGAUACUUUUGAUGAUAACCACGACGACGACGCUGUAGGCGGUACCCCGAAACAGUCGCCCUCUAGGCAAAACUCGCAAGACAGCAUCGAAGAGGAGCUAGAGGAGGUUUACGACGACGGUAGCAAGUCGAGGAACCCCGUGCGUAGGUCGAACUCCAGUCCCGAAAUGUCCGGGGGUUGGAAGAACCCCUUUCACAAAGUCGGGGAAGACGAUAAGGGCGGCGAGGACAAGAAAAGUAAGCUGUAUUCCAAGGACAUGAGAGUGAGUUGCGAAGCUAUCCCCGAAGAAAUCGCAGGAACAACGCCGCCGCAGCAAGAACCCCACCAAUUCUCCAAACAGAUUUCUCUGACGUCAGCUACGUCGAGUUCCUCAGUAAAUUUACACCCGGCACUGCUCAGUCACCACAGCUAUCCGGGUUCUUCGCCCACGAAAGACCCGUCCGUCGGUUCGAAGCCUUAUCAAACCGUUCCGCAUUCACCAAAUAUCAUUACUUCAAAUACAGAGUUUCCAAAGAGGCCCACUAAUUUGCCUGCUAUGACGAGUUUGUUGCCGUUGGCGAGUAAACCACCCCAAAGCCCUACUCAGACCUCGCCUAGGUUAGCUCGGCAUUCUAUAUCAAAAGGCCAGGAAAUACAAAAGAGUUCGUCAUCGUCCGUAGUACUGGACUGCAAUGUACAUUUAAGCCAGGCCCGCGAUCGGGCCAGAGAACGCAAAAACAGCGGCAGCGCGGAACGCCUCAACACCUUGGAUCCCAAUCAAGCACAGAAGCGGGAUCGUUUACACACCAUAUCGGUGAUGAGCCCGGCUACUAGGAAACCCAGAUCAGAGCCGGUUAGACACCCGACCAGGUCGAAGGAGGUGCCCAAAAGCGGCAUCAAUCCCAGUUUCGUGUUUCUGCAGUUGUAUCAUUCUACAGCAUUCGGGAUCAAACCCGAGAAACCGCUUUUGGUCAGCUCCAGUGAUAUAGUACAUCGAUCGGUGAAGAUUUUGGAUUCUAUACCGCCGUACGAGACCCACGCCAUCGGGGUGUUGUAUAUUAGACAGGGACAGGUUAACAAUGAAGCUGAAAUAUUGAGGAAUCGGUUCGGGUCUUUGAGAUACGUGGAAUUUUUACAAAAACUGGGCACGUUGGUUAAAAUAUCCGACGUGGAUUCUCAAGUUUGCUAUUUAGGGGGUUUGGAUCAGAACGGCGAAGAUGGGAAAUUCGCCUACAUCUGGCAAGACGAUAUUGUUCGCAUAACUUUCCACGUGGCCACCAUGAUGCCCAACAAAGAAUCCGAUCCUAACUGCAACAAUAAAAAAAUGCACAUCGGCAACGACUGCGUGGUGAUUGUGUAUAACGAAAGCGGGGAAGAGUACGACAUAAGCACCAUCAAAAGUCAGUUUAAUUUUGCGUCGAUUAUAAUCCAGCCUUUGGACCACAGCACAAACAGGGUGGUUGUUAAAGUUAAAGACGAUCUCAAAGACUUGGUUUUCGUGGGGGAACCCAAAUUGGUAUCUGAUCAGAACCUGGCGGUUUUGGUUAGACAGUUGGCGCUUCAUUCCAACUUGGCAUCGCUGGUCGCGAAGUCUCUAAAGCACAGUCGAAACGAUCCAUAUGCGUCAAACUGGUUGGAACGGUUGAGGAAAAUUAAGAAUGUGCGCAACAAGGUCCUCCAGGAGCAGAAAAACAAAGACGCCGACGUCUUUCCCGCCGACGACAAAGCAAAGAAGAUUCUCGAAGAUUUUACCGAUUACACGUGAUUUUUUAACUGUGUUUUGUUUCUCGAUGUUUUCAUGACUUUGCUUCUGAAUAAGAAGAGUUUGUAAUUGAUAAUAAAUACUGCUCGUUUAAAAAAAA
Molecule: messenger RNA, 5435 nt
Organism: Cylas formicarius (sweet potato weevil)
Lineage: Eukaryota; Metazoa; Arthropoda; Insecta; Coleoptera; Brentidae
Gene: gig
Product: tuberin
Exons: 20
Coding region: 62-5338 (1758 amino acids)
Biological process (GO): negative regulation of Wnt signaling pathway; positive regulation of GTPase activity; regulation of cell cycle
Cellular component (GO): cytoplasm; nucleus; TSC1-TSC2 complex
Molecular function (GO): GTPase activator activity
Source: RefSeq, a predicted model, not a curated record